AUGCAAGGACCGGGAAACGAAAACCGCCGUUGGCAUGGUACACGGCGAACAUGUAACCUUGGAGAUAAAAAUCAAACUCGGCUCUGUUCAUCGUCUCAGUGCUUUCUCUGCUCUAUUAUCCGAAACUCCUUUGACGUUUCGCUCUGUAAAGCAAACACCGGUUUUUCCAGGUUCGGUCAGGGCAUUUACACUUCCUCGACCUCGUCAAAGUCGAACGGUUACUCUUCCAAUGGUUGUCAGUCCUCUCUUAAGGCAGUGCUAUUAAACAAGGUCAUUGUCGGCAAAGGAUGCAAACUUCACAAGGACAAUGAGACAUUAAAAGCACCCCCGCGGGGGUUUGAUUCGGUGCUCGGCGAGAAAGGGCAGGAUUUGAAUCACGACGAACUGGUCGUUUACACCAACGAUGCCAUCAGACCCUCCUACCUUGUCAUGUAUGAACCCUAG
Molecule: messenger RNA, 444 nt
Organism: Laccaria bicolor S238N-H82
Lineage: Eukaryota; Fungi; Basidiomycota; Agaricomycetes; Agaricales; Hydnangiaceae
Exons: 5
Coding region: 1-444 (147 amino acids)
Molecular function (GO): NAD+ poly-ADP-ribosyltransferase activity
Source: RefSeq, a predicted model, not a curated record